AUGCGUCGUAUUCUAGGAGUACGUUUUUUAUACAAUAUAAAUUAUUUUUUAAAAGAAGCACUUAUAAAAUUGCCUUCAAAACUGAUGUACGACAAUUUUGAUAAUGGAGUUGAUAGUUGUGAGAGUGAGAAUUUUUACAAUAUAGCAAAGUCUCAUUCAGAUAUACAGAGGUUGAGUGAUAAUGAUUCUAAAAAAAUACUUAAUGCCUUAUGUUAUGCCUAUAAUAAAAAUAAGACAAGUAACUUUAGAACUGUAGAUUGUGAUUAUCUAUACUUUUGGUUGGUUCAUACAUUAGAUGAAAAAUUAUCUGAUCGAAAUAUCGUUUUCGCUCUUAUGGAAACACUUAAAUUUAUACUAGUAACUCAUGGAGGUCUCAGUAUAUGUAAUUUUGAUAAAUAUCAUAAAUAUUAUAUGACUCAACAGAACUUUGAGGAUAUUAAGCUUUUAUUUGAUUAUUUUAAGGAUUAUGAAGUCCUUCAACAAGAUUUACAACAAUACUCGUGGUAUUGUAGUAUUGAAUAUAGGGCUCUUCUUGACAAAUAUUCCGCAGCAUAUAAGAGGAUAAUGGACGCCUGCAAAACAAAGGGUACUGGGUAUUUAUAUUGCACUGAUUAUGAGGAUUUUUUUAAUAGGAAUAACAGACAUGAAAUAUCUGAUUUGAAAUGUACUGUACGGCAAAAUUUUGAUGAUAUAGCAAAACUGGAAGAAGGAUACGGAAAAUGGACCCUUGGAAAUAUAGAUCAAGAUGGAUAUAAUUUUAAAGAUAGACAAAUUUCUGAAUAUGACAUUUCAUAUAGUACUUUGGCUUUUUCAGCUUCCAAAGCUAUGACUAUUGGAACUGUAGUUAUAGGAAUUAUUGUUUUUACUAUUAUAUUGUGCAAAGUAAUUAUGAAAUUUACUCCAUUUGCAUAUUGGUUAAAAAAAUUAUUACUUGGAAGAUAUAAAGGGAAACGUAAUAAUAAAAUAGAUAGGAAUAUAAUAGAAGAUUAUCCAAUUGAUGAAUAUAUAAAUUUACCGAGAAGUUUUAAUUUAAGACACAGUAAAAUAUAA
Molecule: messenger RNA, 1050 nt
Organism: Plasmodium gonderi
Lineage: Eukaryota; Apicomplexa; Aconoidasida; Haemosporida; Plasmodiidae
Product: variable surface protein
Exons: 3
Coding region: 1-1050 (349 amino acids)
Source: RefSeq, a predicted model, not a curated record